UAUCUAUUUGCCAUUUAAAAAAAAUACAUAAGCUAAACACAUAAGCUAAUGAGUUACUUGAAUUAUAUAAAAUCAUAAUUAAAAUUUUGAGGGUAUUACACUCCUGCUGUCACCAAUUCAACAUAUAACUCUCUAAUAAUCUCUACCAUUACUAUCUCUCAUCUAAAAUUUUGCUUGAGCAUAAGGACAAACUCAAACAAAAAUACCCUUGGUUGUUGAAUAUUUAUUUUUUUUAUAAAAAAUGGGAUCAAAGAGGGAUUCCCCUGUGAAUGUUUUGUCAAGAUGGUUGAGAAAGAGAUCAAUGAAAGUGAAGAUAUUUUUAGGGAUAUUGCUUGCUUUUUGUGCUUUGGUUGUUCUCAAGUUUACUAUUAGAGAUCCAGAUUAUUUUUUCAAAGCCUCUAAAACAAUCCAUGUUGUUGGUGUUAUUGUCCUCAUAUACAAGCUGAUUGUUCACAAGAGUUGCUCUGGUUUAUCCCUCAAGACUCAAGAGCUCACAGCUGUAUUUAUAACAACAAGAUUAGGUUGUAGUGUCUUCAUACAAUCUAACACCCACGCUAUGUUGGAUCUUAUACUUCUCUUGCCAACAUUGUUCAUUAUUUGGUUGAUCAGAUUUAAGCUCAAGUCAUCAUAUAUCAAGGAGUUUGAUAACAUGUGGCUAUCAUUUUUGGUGGUGCCUUCUAUAAUUUUGGCAAUAGCAAUCCACCCAAGAUUUACAGCUCAUAUUUGGUUAGCUCGUGUUGUUUGGUCAUUCACUACAUAUUUGGAAACAGUUUCCAUACUUCCUCAAUUUCGUUAUAUGAAAAAUUCAAAGAUGGUUGAAACAUUUACAGGAUAUUAUGUAUUUGCUCUUGGUGUCUCAAGAUUCUUCUCACUGGCUUUUUGGAUUAUUCAUACUUAUGAAACUAAAGGGGAGUAUCUAUUUUUUUUCCGCCAUGGCUAUUUCUGGAUGCUAUCAAUUUUUUUAUCAGAGAUAGUGCACUCUUUCAUCUUGGCCAACUUUUGUUACCAUUACAUCAAGAGCUUCAUGCAAGGGAGACUUUUGAAGAAGAUGCCUAUUUAACGAUCUUGAUUUGGUUUACAAUGUAUUGAACAAAGAGUUUACAACUAUAAAUUAGUUGAAGGCUUUUAUAUAUCGUAAUGUGAUAUAUAAACUCUUUCUAUUUUCUACUUUUAA
Molecule: messenger RNA, 1174 nt
Organism: Trifolium pratense (red clover)
Lineage: Eukaryota; Viridiplantae; Streptophyta; Magnoliopsida; Fabales; Fabaceae
Product: ER lumen protein-retaining receptor-like
Exons: 6
Coding region: 242-1060 (272 amino acids)
Biological process (GO): protein retention in ER lumen
Cellular component (GO): membrane
Molecular function (GO): ER lumen protein retrieval receptor activity
Source: RefSeq, a predicted model, not a curated record